UGGGUUCAAAUGGGGUGUAGGAAGGUUGCUUGAUUGAGUGGAUUAUGAAUUCAUUGAGACGCCGCUCUCCGGACAGUGCACCUGUGGAGCCAAUGGAGAAGGGGACAGGAAAGAGUCAGAAUACCAGGAUUUGUUUCUUGGCCUCUUUGUCUGUGUUCUUCUGGAUGUUAUUGUUCUACUUCCAUUUCGUUGUGCUGGGAGGUAGUACCGUGAAUGAAUCUGUCAAUAUACAAGCCGCUCCUGUUUACACCGAGGUGAAGCCUACCCUUGGAACUAAUGAUCUUCAGAUGGACAGCAAGAGCAUUGUAUCGACACCUACCCCUGUAGCCCGUUAUCAUCAGACGGACAACCAAAACACUGAAUCGACACCUACUGGUGUAACGGUUGAUCUUCAGAUGGACAACCAAAACACUCAAGCGACACCUACCUACACGGAUGAUCAUCAGAUGGACAACAAAAACACUGAAGCGGCGCCUACUAGUGUAACCGGUGAUCAGCAGAUGGGCAACCAAAGCACUGGAUCAACCCCUACCAAUGUAGCCAGUGCUCAGCAAUCGGAGGCCCCUGCGAAAAUCGAUCACAUCAAUGAAGUGGAGAAAUAUCCAUUCAUGAGAGCAUUGAGAACUGUCGAAAACAAGAGUGAUCCAUGUGGUGGGAAGUAUAUUUAUGUGCAUGAUCUUCCAUCGAGGUUUAAUGAGGAUAUGUUAAAGGAGUGUAGGAGUCUAAGCCGUUGGACAAAUAUGUGCAAGUUCACAACUAAUGCUGGGCUCGGGCCUCCACUUGAGAAUGCAGAGGGUGUGUUCGGGGAUACGAGUUGGUAUGCCACAAAUCAGUUCGCUGUGGAUGUCAUAUUUAACAAUCGGAUGAAGCAAUAUGAGUGCUUGACAAAUGAUUCGUCUAUCGCUGCAGCUAUUUUUGUUCCCUUUUAUGCUGGGUUUGACAUUGCCCGAUACCUUUGGGGAUUCAACAUAUCAAGGAGGGAUGCGGCUUCACUUGAUCUGGUUGACUGGCUUAUGAAGAGGCCAGAAUGGGGCAUUAUGGGUGGCAAAGACCACUUUCUUGUUGCAGGAAGGAUAACAUGGGAUUUCAGGAGACUGUCAGAGGAAGAAUCGGACUGGGGUAACAAGCUUCUCUUUCUGCCGGCUGCUAAGAAUAUGUCUAUGCUUGUGGUAGAAUCAAGCCCGUGGAAUGCUAAUGAUUUUGGUAUUCCAUAUCCCACAUAUUUCCAUCCAGCAAAAGAUGCUGAUGUUUUCGUUUGGCAGGAGCGAAUGAGAAGAUUAAAGCGUGAAUUCCUUUUCUCUUUUGCUGGUGCCCCGCGUCCUGACAAUCCCAAGUCAAUUAGGGGGCAGAUCAUUGAUCAGUGCAGGAGUUCAAAGGUUGGUAAGCUGUUGGAAUGUGAUUUUGGGGAAAGCAAGUGUCAUUCUCCAAGCAGUAUAAUGCAGAUGUUUCAGCGCUCUCUUUUCUGUCUGCAACCUCAAGGUGAUUCAUACACACGAAGGUCUGCUUUUGAUUCAAUGUUGGCUGGUUGCAUACCUGUCUUCUUCCAUCCUGGGUCGGCAUACACACAAUAUACUUGGCAUUUACCAAAAGAUUAUACAAGGUAUUCAGUGUUCAUCCCAGAGGACGAUAUUCGCAAGGGGAACGUUAGCAUAGAGGAAACACUUAGUCGAAUUCCUCCCGAGCAGGUGAAGAAAAUGAGGGAGGAGGUCAUAAACCUUAUUCCAAGUAUGAUAUAUGCCGAUCCCCGCUCAAAGUUGAGGAUUUUUAGAGAUGCCUUUGAUGUUUCUGUACAGGCAGUUAUUGACAAAGUUACAAACUUGAGGAAGGACAUCAUCGAAGGCCGUAUAGAUGAUAACUUCAUUGAAGAAAACAGUUGGAAGUAUGCUUUGUUGGAGGAGGGACAACGUGAGGUAGGAGCUCACGAAUGGGAUCCUUUCUUCUCGAAGCCGAAGGAUGGGAACGGAGAUUCUGUUGAUGCAUCUGCCGAAGCUGCCAAAAACUCUUGGCAUAAUGAACGACGACAUCAAUCAUCGGGCAGAUAACAGCACAGCAAUAAGGAUUCCACUGAUAGCUAAUGCAUGAAGACAACCGAUCAGCGGAUGAGCCUUCCCGCAUUGAGUUUCGGCUGGUAUUGUCACGAGCGCUCAUCACUGUUGUCGCCCUCAAGAUAUCCAGGCCCCAGAGUCUUGUUCAAAUCCAAAACAUAUACGCAUUCUGCUUCUAGUGCUUUUUUUUUUCUUCGAUAGAAAAGUUAAUGUUUCUGCAUUACGUAAUUUUGUCUAGUAAUUCUUUGCCAUGUCAUUUAGCCGAGUUUUUCGUGUUCGUAUUUACUUACAGGAAAUAAAAAUGAGUAUAAUUAUGGGUCCUCUACCAUACAA
Molecule: messenger RNA, 2378 nt
Organism: Pyrus x bretschneideri (Chinese white pear)
Lineage: Eukaryota; Viridiplantae; Streptophyta; Magnoliopsida; Rosales; Rosaceae
Product: xyloglucan galactosyltransferase MUR3-like
Exons: 1
Coding region: 45-2042 (665 amino acids)
Molecular function (GO): glycosyltransferase activity
Source: RefSeq, a predicted model, not a curated record